Messenger RNA from Haliotis rufescens (red abalone), 597 nucleotides. Its product is annotated as zinc finger protein 530-like. The transcript is spliced from 5 exons. Gene Ontology annotation, cellular component: nucleus. Lineage: Eukaryota; Metazoa; Mollusca; Gastropoda; Lepetellida; Haliotidae. The coding region runs from base 157 to 597 and encodes 146 amino acids. Gene Ontology annotation, molecular function: DNA-binding transcription factor activity, RNA polymerase II-specific; RNA polymerase II transcription regulatory region sequence-specific DNA binding. The record is from RefSeq and is a predicted model, not a curated record. Gene Ontology annotation, biological process: regulation of transcription by RNA polymerase II.
UGUGUACAUAAUAAUAAUAUCUGAAUUGCUCAAUGUUCAACAUCUUUUCCCGUGUGACCGUACAGACAGAUAUACAGGUGCAUCUAUAUGGGUAUAUGGGUGGUCCGUAUCCCAAGCUGUCAGUCAUGCUUACAGUGAGCUAUACAGGUGCGUUGAAUGGCCAGUUACUAUAUGGCAAUCAUUCAUCAUAGAAACAUCCUAUAUAAACACCACCCCGAAUAUCAGAGCGUCAUUUCAGUUUCAACAGUCAGCAAGGAAAACAUGGAUUCAUCAAACGCACCAUUCACCUGUCCUGAGUGCGGAAACUUAUAUUCCUCUCAAAGGAAUGUGAACCGCCACAGGAGGUCUGCUCACGAAGGGCAGCGCUUUGUUUGCGACCAUUGCACUAAAAGUUUUGCUUCCAAACAAAAACUACACCAGCACAAGUGCGCUGCCUGCUCGCAACAACGCCUAUCGGAAUACCGUUGUAGCAAAUGCCCCGAGGUGUUCCCCUCUCCCCGUGACUUGGCCGUGCAUUUUCGACGGUGUCAUUCUAGCGGCGCAACACAGACGUCACGGGAUGACGCACGGCCGUCUACCUCUAGUGGGGAUAGAUAG